AUGCACUCGACUGGUGCCAUAUACCUGGUAGUAAACAAUCUGCCUUGCAAUGAAAGAUACAAGCCAGAGAACACACUUCUCGUAGGAUUGAUGCCUGGCCCGAAGGAACCCAAAUCCAAAGAGAUAAACCAUUAUCUCCAGCCUAUGGUAGAUGAUCUGAUAAGAUUGUAUGAGGGACUGGCAAUCUCAACUUUCGAGUGUCCUAGUGGUGUCCGCGUCCAUGCUGCAUUGAUGAUGGUGGCCUGUAACAUCCUGGCAGCAAGAAAGACAAGUGAUUUCACCUCGCACAACAGUACAUGCGCAUGUUACAAGUGCAACAGACAUUUCCCUUGCUUGGAAAACGGUGUCAAUGUUGACUUUCGUGGGUUUGACUUCUCUCGGUGGGUGCUUUGUGACGGUGUAGAGAACAGGUUGCAUGCUGAGGAGUGGGAAAGUGCUAGUACCCCCUCAGAAAGGCAUCGGCUGGAGGUCGAAAAUGGUGUUCGAUGGUCGCAGUUGCAUUGCCUUGGAUACCUUGAUCUAGUACGUGGAACGAUCAUUGAUCCCAUGCAUAAUUUAUUCCUGGGA
Phycomyces blakesleeanus NRRL 1555(-) is the source of this 567-nucleotide messenger RNA. RefSeq lists its product as hypothetical. The transcript has a single exon. NCBI's taxonomy places the organism in Eukaryota, Fungi, Mucoromycota, Mucoromycetes, Mucorales, Phycomycetaceae. The annotation marks the transcript as partial. The record is from RefSeq and is a predicted model, not a curated record.